Molecule: messenger RNA, 1053 nt
Organism: Penicillium coprophilum
Lineage: Eukaryota; Fungi; Ascomycota; Eurotiomycetes; Eurotiales; Aspergillaceae
Exons: 5
Coding region: 1-1053 (350 amino acids)
Source: RefSeq, a predicted model, not a curated record
AUGGCGUCCGUCUCUCCCUAUGCAGUCUCCGCAACGAAUAGAAGUGGCUUAAUUGUCAUUUUUGAAACACUAUUUAUGACGUGGAUGAUAAUAGUGAGUCUGAUUCGACUAUACAUGCGGCUCGCGAUCAAUGGACCAGUGAAGAUUGAUGAUUUGGUAGUGUUUACCGGGAGUGUCAUGGCUAUCGCCCAUGUAGGAGCGAUCAUGGAUGCGGUUUCCCAUGGUCUGGGCCGAUCAGAGGAUGAAAACUUGCUGUCAGACGCAAUACGCGCCGGAAAGGGCAUCUAUGCAGCGAACCUCUUAUUCCUGGCUGGGCACGGCGCGGCCAAGAUUUCCGUGUGUUUGCUUCUCAAGCAACUGGGUCGACAGAAAAGCUAUUUGCUCUGUUCCAAGAUCCUUUUGGGCAUGAUGGUGGCGUGGACACUUGCUUCGAUUGUUGCGGUUGCCCUCAGUUGCUUCCCACAAUACCAACUUACCAUGACCCAACAUUGUAGCAAUAUUAAUUUGGCCUGGAAGAUCAUUACUGCGUUUGAUGUGACUACAGAAGUCCUUACCUUUGGACUGUGUGUUUUAUUGGUAUGGGGAAUUCAAAUGCGGUGGAAGCAAAAGUGGACUGUAAUCUUCGCAUUUGGAACGAGGUUCCCGGUCAUCAUCUUGAUUAUACUCCGUCAAACUUAUCUUAACCGCUCGCUUUUCUAUCCCGACCCACCUCUGCAUCUAUCAGAUGCGCUAGUCGUGACCGCAGUUCUCCUUCACAGCAGCAUUAUGGUAUCCACCGUGCCAUGUCUAAAACCGUUCGUCAUUGUAUUCAACACAGGAUGGGGCCAGGGCGUCACAAAUCGCAGCGGCCAAAAUUCGUAUUUCACACCUACCGGAGAGAGCGCCCCUACCAAUAAAUCCCACGUCUACUCAAAAGACCGUGGGGAAGCGGAUGAGAUUGAUUUGACUCUGACUAUCUCCCGGCGGUCGCAGGAUAGCCAACGUCUGAUUAUUCACCAGACACAGGAAUGGAUGGUGGAGGAGGAGGAUUAUGAGAUGCACUCUACGGGAUAA